Molecule: messenger RNA, 5547 nt
Organism: Thamnophis elegans (Western terrestrial garter snake)
Lineage: Eukaryota; Metazoa; Chordata; Lepidosauria; Squamata; Natricidae
Gene: UBE2Z
Product: ubiquitin conjugating enzyme E2 Z
Exons: 7
Coding region: 41-1123 (360 amino acids)
Biological process (GO): negative regulation of apoptotic process
Cellular component (GO): nucleus
Molecular function (GO): ubiquitin conjugating enzyme activity; cysteine-type endopeptidase inhibitor activity
Source: RefSeq, a predicted model, not a curated record
GGUGUAGGAAGUCCCGGAAGCGCAGCCGGGACUGUUGGCGAUGAUGGCGGAGAGUCCGGCUGCUGAGGAGGUAGCUUCGGCCGCGGUACUGUCAGCCCCGGCAGGCGGAGGGCCUGGAGCCGGAGCCGGUGGCGGAGGCACGGGCGUCUUCCUACCAGCCGAGCUUUGGGCGGUAGCGGGGUUGGGUUCGGGAGGAGGAGCGGGAGCGGGAGUCGGUUCUGCAGGAGCUCCGGUGCCUGGGAUUCCCCCUGCUGCCGCCGCCGCCGCCGCCGCUGCCGGAGUGCUCCUUUCACAUUCGGCCUUCUGGGACCCCACGACCAGUGGGGAUUGGGACGGGGAGAGACCGAGCGCUGCCUGCCUGCUCCGCAUUAAACGGGAUAUCAUGUCAAUUUAUAAGGAACCACCUCCUGGAAUGUUUGUCGUACCUGACCCACAUGAUAUGACCAAGAUUCAUGCGUUGAUCACAGGCCCCUUUGACACGCCUUACGAAGGGGGUUUCUUCUUGUUCCUGUUUCGCUGUCCUCCAGAUUAUCCUAUCCAUCCGCCGCGGGUCAAACUGAUGACAACUGGGAAUAAUACAGUGAGGUUUAACCCUAACUUCUACCGAAAUGGGAAGGUCUGCCUCAGUAUUCUAGGCACAUGGACUGGUCCAGCUUGGAGUCCUGCACAGAGCAUUUCUUCAGUACUUAUAUCUAUACAGUCUUUAAUGACUGAGAAUCCCUAUCACAAUGAACCUGGCUUUGAACAGGAAAGGCAUCCAGGAGACAGUAAAAAUUACAAUGAGUGCAUUCGACAUGAAACUAUCCGCAUCGCUGUAUGUGACAUGCUGGAAGGGAAAUGCCCUUGUCCAGAACCUUUACGUGGAGUUAUGGAGAAAUCCUUCAUGGAAUAUUAUGAUUUUUAUGAGGGGGUAUGCAAAGAGAGGCUUCACCUCCAAGGACAGUCCAUACAGGAUCCCUUUGGAGAGAAGCGAGGACACUUUGACUACCAGUCACUUUUAGUACGUUUGCAAGGAAUUCGCCUGAAGGUUCAGGAGAAGCACCAGCAGGAGAAUCCAGAUAUAGACUCAGAAAGCAGCUCUUCCGAAACAGAAACAGACACUCAGGGGAGCGUUAAGAUUUAGAUGCCUCCCACCUGAUCACUUGGGAAUCCAAAACGUGAGGGUGGGAUCUUCCAACUCCAGGUGCUGUGGAGGACCCCAGAGAGACCUAAGAACUGUUUUAGGUUCCAGAGUGAGCACACAAGUGGAAAAAAAACAGCCUUUUGUUACCUGGUACAUCCUGUUAAAAGAGCUAAAACCGAACUGGGCUUGUGAGAGGCUGCAUUUUAGAAAUGACCCUUCCCUCUGCUGGAGACCUCUGAGUGAAUGACACGCAAAAAAAAAAAAGCAUUUUGGAAAAACCUGUAGGCAGGUUUAUGUCUCCCUUUCCGCCAAUUCUCAAAAGAGCAUGAGAUAAAGCAUGGCUCCUUGUUCCAUUGUCCUUGUUUCAUAAAUGUACUGCAUAUUCCUGGCACUUCCCUCCCAGCUUGUUUUGACACCUUGAUGGGCUCCCAGUAAUUGAGUCUGUUAAAGCACUUUUUGACUAUUUGUACAUCACAUCCUAUUUCUUCAGAUCUGGUGCACUGUAGCUUCCCAAUUGGUUUGAUGUUGUCUGUCUUAAAGACAGACCAAAGAAGAAUUUUUGCUGGAACUGGGCUUCAUGUUUUGUUUUGCUUUGUUUUGACGUUUCCACAGCUUUAUUAACUUCUUGUUUUCGUGACUUUCAGGAAGUCCAGGCAGAAAGGAGUAAAACGCAGUCCAGGAAAAGAAUUAAAAUUCAGAUUUCAAGCCUACUGUGCAAGUCAAUGGUUCUAAAGGAGAAAAAAAAAUAUCUCCUUUAGUAAGAUGGAUAUAAUUUGGGGGAUGGGUUAUAUAUAGUGAGGGAGAAAUAAUGAUUGCAGAACUGAAGUACAAAUAAGUGCAGCAGAACCAACAAAUUAGCAUGUUUAUCUGAAGUAGCUUUAGCUUCCAUGCUUUAUUUUUGGGAGGCAGGGGGAACCUACCUAGGAGUUUCAUGACAGAGAAAGAAGAAAUAUGCUCAAUGUCUCUUAGACUGUUACGCCUGGGGAAUAAAUUGUUGUUACUAUCCAGUCAAAGGAUCAGAUCUUAUUUUAAUAAGAAUUUAUUGAACCUGGAAUAUGGAAUUGCACGGUAGUGGAUGAGUUUUUCUAUAAAAUCUAUCAUAACUCCAUUCUUACAGAUUGCAUCUAUGAUACAGAAAAGAUUCCAGAUUUCUGAAGAUUUUUUUAAAUGUAGGAAUUUAAAGUCUUUCUAGAGAAAAUCCAGACGACUUAGCACUUUUAGAACUGUCUCUAAGCUUUUAGAAAAUUGGAGGAAUUUAUGUUAAUUAUUGAUGCACAUGUGAUCUGAAGCAGGAGCCAUUCUAUGGGAAAGACUGUAUUUAGCCAUCAGCCUAGUAACGUACAGGGUUCAAUUCUUGUACCUGCCAUCCAUCUCACCUCUCCCUUUAAACAUCCUGUAUGUUCAUAGGCAGCAUCCUUCCAGCUGUUCUUGUACUUCCUUUGGGAUAUAAGAGAGGGCAUUCUGCUGCUCAAAAUACCCUGCAGUUUUGGGUAUUGGAAAAAUUAAUUAUAUCUAAAAACAAAGUAGAAUUGUUUCUCUGUCUUUCCUCUCCCCCAAGAGUCUGUCCAAGGGAUAUGAAUAGCUGGUGGUAUCUGGAAAAAAACAUUGCAAUACAAGUUUACAUGUUGAUGCCUUGUGAAAGGGAAGGCUUCAAGAGGCAAAUUUUAUCAUGUUCAUUUUAAUCUCUAGAUAUAAUCCAACAAAAGACAGAUUUACUUAUUCUCUUCUCACUUCCCUCAAAAUCAAAGGGAUGUAAUUUUUAAGUCCUCCUGGUAUCAGUGAGACUUAGGCCUUAUGCACUCUGUGCCAACUGAAUAAAUUUGGCUAUUCACUAGGGCUAGAAGUGCUUCUGAAUUAUAGCACUGUGAUUUCAAGGCAUCUUAACUCCAGGUGCAUGUUGGCUAUUGGAAGUAUUGCAUACAUUUCUUUAAAACAAAACAUGAAAAAUGCCUUAUGUGAUUUUUUUUUCAUGUGGCUCGCAUGUGGGUGUAAGAAAAAAAGGAAUCUGAUUUUGUAGCUGCCCAUAAUUAUCUGUCUUCUGAACGUUUCCAUUUUAAGAAGUGACAAUCCUAGAUGACUGAUCUAGACAAAUGUUAGUGACAUAAUUUUAGACCUAGCAAGCUUAAGAAAAAAAAAGAAACAUGCACAAGGAUCUUCAAAUAAAGAAACCUUGUUUAUAUACAGUUGUACAUAAGGGUUUUUUUUUUUUGGUGCAAUAAAGUUUGUUUUGGCAGGAUCUGGAGUUCAACUGUGUCAUAUCUGAAAUGUAAAGCUGCUACCUAUCCGUAAUGUAUGUUAGAGACUGGAAGAACAACUAUAUAAAUAUACUUAACAUAUGCUUUCUCCAGCAUCAUUACCAGAUCUGCAAUGAUGGAAUUUCCUACUGGAGGCUAGAUUGUUCAGCUCCAGCCUAUGAUCUUGAAAGUGUUCUAAACUCUGUUCUUCCAAAAGCAAUGGAGAUAAGAGAAUAAUCCUAAUCAGCAUUCUAGAGAUCUCCAAUUGCAAAAUUCAGAUGACAUAAAAAUAUGUAUAUUAGAUGUGUGUAACUGAUGUUCUCCAGGCAGCAUAUAAACUAAAUCCCUUGGUGCAUCCAUUCUCAAAAGGCUUCCAAAAAUCGUGUGGCCAACAAAGGAAAAUACAGACCUGAAUAAUAAUCAUGUGAACUUAAGAAUAUAUGAAAUGGAAGCGCCUUUCAUGCUUCCAAUUCAGAAGUACAUUGAGCCACAAUGCUUUCCUAGGCAAAUUGCAAAAUUGUUUCACAUAUUAUUCAAAGCCAUAAUGCAAGUUUGGUUUUGACUGGUUAAAUAGAUUUCCCAUGCUAGGUUCUGGAAGAACUUGAAUGAGUUGCACAAGAGAAAGGGAAAAAACCCACUAACCACCUGCCAUUCACUCAUUUUGACAGUACUGGUCACUAGGAUUUGCAAGCACUGAACAAGAAGUGAUGGCUGCCUUUCCCAUUCUAUUUGUGAACACAUAAAUUUGAUUCCCUAUCUUACCCCAAAUUCCAAAAAAGGCCAAACUCUGAUUCUGAAUGAAUGAUUGUAGCGAUUCCCUUCCUUCCACUUCAACACUACAGACAGCAUUUGCAUAUGGGUAUGUGAAUGUAUGUUUAAUAUUUAAGUGGGUUUCCUAUGUACAUGCCUGCUAAACAGUCCUGUUGAGCUCUACAGGAAUUACCAGUGGUAAAGAAAUAUAGGAUUAUACUGUUGGCUGCAGUGUGUAGUAUACCUGAAAUUGCUCUGGAAUGCAACUUUCUCCAGAGCAAACUUGGAGAACUGUGUUUGCAAAGGCAAUAGAAGGUGGUGCUUCAGUAGCUUCAGGCAAUCACAAUGAAAGAAAUCCAUGCCGUCAAUGCUCAAGUAGAUAUGUGUGUUGUUUUUUUAAAAAAAUAAGCCUAAUAAAUAGUGUUUCAGAUACCAAUCAUUGGUUACAAACUGAUAUAAUUUCAAGGAAUGGGGGGGGGGGGAAGAGGGUGAAUCCAGUACUGUUGGGUGUUGGUUCUUUAUAUGAUACAAGCUCAAUCACAAUUAAGAAAUUGAAGCAUCAGUCUUUUAUCAAGUUUGGUUUUUUUAGUCUUCAAGAUAAGCAACCAGAUAUACAGUGCACUGACUGCAAGCAAAUAUUGGCUAAUCUGAAUCCUGAAAAAUCAUAAGGCAUCUGGAAACCAUACAUUUCAACCUGAAAAAUAAAAGUUCUGACUAUUUCAAAAAUGCAUGAAAAGAAAAUGGCUUUUUGUACAUUUUUGGAUAACGAGAAAAAUUCCCAAAGCACUGAUCUGCUUGGUUAAUAAGUUAAUCUUCCAAAUUAAUGUGAAAUUCAGAUUUUAUUGGAAAUAUUAAUUUCACAUUCAAAAUAGUUUACUAUUCAUUUUAUUGCCAAUGUUCUAUCAGUAUUGUUUCACCUCUUGAUAGGGAAUUCUGAGGGGGAAUUUUUUUUACUAAUAGGCUGAAGUAAAAUGUAGCUUAGAUUGAGUUCCUGCACUACAGGAUGACUGUCCAGUAAUUUUUGUGGGAAGUCAUUAGCCUAUUGCUUGCAUCUUCUAGAUAAACAGCUGUCUCUUGAUCUAUUCGUAACCUCAACAUCAUUGGAUAGGGCAUCAAUCUACAGCAGGCCAACUCUGCACAUAAAUUAUUCCCAAUAAAUUUCCCCUUGUAUUUUAUAUGAAGUCGUAAGAUUCUUAGGAUGUUAAAGGAAGCAGUUUCUUCUUCCACAUGGCAUGAUCUGUGAAUAUAGCUACAGAAAACUCUUUUACCAGGCUGUGUAACUUUGGUCAUGAGUAGUAAGUCUUCAAAUAAGUUUUAUCCUGUCGUUUUUUUGUAUCCAUGAAUUAUAUCCAGAACAUAAGCUUGUUAUUUUAUGGAAAUCAGUAAGACUUCAAUGCAAUCAAUGGUUUUUCAAAUGUCAAUAAAGUUUUAUAUUCACAA